AUGUCCUGGUCGGGGAACUCGUUAUCAGGUGGCUACAAACUUCCUGCGAAAGUCGAGCGCAGGGGCAGAAAAGAUGGCGGCGGGAAAUACGUGUGCAACAGGUGCGGCAAGUCCUACAAAGCGACCACGUCCCUGAGCAGACACAAGCGACUCGAAUGCGGUGUCAUCCCUUGCGAAGUCUGUCCAAUUUGUCACAGACGGUUCAAGCACAAAUUCGUCCUGAACUCGCACAUAGUCGGCUGCGAGAGGAAGCUGAGAGAGAUCAUGGAGAAGAAGAGUCUCGUCAUCUCUGGGGUGUGGACCGUCAAGAAGAAGAAGAAGUCCGCCCCCGUGGACGACUAUCCCGACACGCAGUCCGACAGGUCGUCUCCGGUGUCCCUGACGGCAAGGACGUCGGACCUCGGCAAGAAGGUCUUCAUCUGCGGCCAAUGUGGCAAGGAGUACGCCUGGAUGUGGAACCUACGUCGACAUCAGCUACAAUGCGGCAACAAGGAGGCCAGGAACGAGUAUGCGACCAUCAUCGGGGAGGAAAUCGCGGCCAUGGAGUUGUCCUCCGACGUCCUGGACAUCGUCGAGAAGCUGGACAAUUUCCCACGCCACCGAGGACAGUCUACUCCUGUUAACGACCAGCGAUUCCUCUGCGGGGAGUGCGGCAAAGGGUACAAAUGGAUGGAUAAUCUCAGGAGACACCAGAGAUUGGAGUGCGGAAAACUGCCCAAGUACCGCUGCAAGGGCUGCCUGAAAAUGUUCUACAGGAGAUACGAGCUCACCAAGCACAUCAAUUCGAAGCACCGCGGCAUCGGAUCGUCCCGACAUCAAGGCUCCAACAUCCCGAAGGCUACCUGGUUGAUCAAGACUCUAGGUUUCCUGGAGAACGCGACGAACAGCGAGGGAAAAAUCGCCGUGCUACCGAUUCCGCCAUCAUCGAUGCCAAGCCCAAUCGCUUCGAAAAACAGGCCUACAAAAUUGAAGCCCAACAUCAUCGUUCGCAAGCCCUCGAAAGUGACGGAUUUGCAUCUCUGUCUCUCCUGCAAAAUCGGAUUCACCGACGUGGCGACCCUCGAAAGACACGUCAAGUAUUUCUGCGGAAGAUCGACCAAGUCCCAUUGUUGUGGAUCUUGCAAGGAGCAAUUUCAGACCCAAACCGAGUUGGACAAGCACAUGAUGGAUUAUGCGGCGCAGCCAUUCCCCGGCCGAACUAUGUUCUGGGUUCCUGGGACGACGGACACGAGUUCCCCGGUUUCCUCCGGUUGUUCUAAAUCCAACAAGCAAUACUACGUGUGCGGGGAGUGUGGGAAGUCGUACACGUGGAUGGACAGUUUGAGGAGACACCAGAAAUCCGAGUGCGGCGACAAGGAGGGCCGCUAUUCCUGCAGUUUCUGCGGCCGGAAGUUCUUCCGAAGAUACCAGCUGAAAGACCACGUGUCGAUAAAGCACAUGGCGGAUCCUGGACCAUUCUAG
This is a messenger RNA of Orussus abietinus, 1461 nucleotides long. RefSeq names its product zinc finger protein 726. Gene Ontology annotation, molecular function: RNA polymerase II cis-regulatory region sequence-specific DNA binding; DNA-binding transcription factor activity, RNA polymerase II-specific. NCBI's taxonomy places the organism in Eukaryota, Metazoa, Arthropoda, Insecta, Hymenoptera, Orussidae. The record is from RefSeq and is a predicted model, not a curated record. Gene Ontology annotation, cellular component: nucleus. Gene Ontology annotation, biological process: regulation of transcription by RNA polymerase II. The coding region runs from base 1 to 1461 and encodes 486 amino acids. The transcript has 5 exons.